AUCCGAAGUUUUGAUUCUCAGCUGGUAGUUUAGCUGUGGCUAAUAUUAGUUUCCUUUUCCGGAAGCAUUGCUGUGGAAGUUGAAUCCUUUUAAAUAUUUUAUGUCUAUUCACAGGAGUGUAGGCACAAUCAAACAGAACAAACUUGGCACCAUCAUAAAUAAGGAGAAAGAGAGACAGCAGCAGCUUCCUCUCUUAGCUGCUAGUGCUGGUGCCCAGAGUGGUGAGCGGCUUUGUGCCUUUAGAGAUUCAUAUUCCCGCUCUGAGCCUCAGGGCAUUAGUGAGGAACGUAUUAACCGGGACAACGGCACUGUCUUGUGUGAGAAGGGAAGUCAGUGUUAUGGACUGUGGGAAAAGAUGCAGGAUGGAGGGAUCCGCAUGAUGAAACAAGGCUGCUGGGCUCAUGUUGGUGAUAAGGAGGACUGCUGUUCCCCAGAGUGUGUGGUGGUAAACCACAGACAAAAUGGGACCUUCCGCUUCUGCUGCUGUAGUACCGACAUGUGCAAUGUCAAUUUCACCGAGAACUUUGUCCCACUGCCUGACCCGACGGAAACAGUACCACCCAGUACUUGGAGACCACACUAUAAGGAGGAGACAAUUGUAAUUGCAUUGGCAUCGGUAUCAGUUGUAGCUGUUCUGAUUGCAGCUUUCUUCUUUGGGUAUAGAAUGCUCGCAGGGGACAGGAAGCAUGGACUUCACAGCAUGAACCUGAUGGAGGCUGCACCUUCUGAAUCAUUCCUGGACUUGGACAGUCUAAAAUUGCUUGAGGUGAUCGGGCGGGGUCGCUAUGGUGCAGUAUAUAAAGGGUCAUUGAAUGAACGCCCUGUUGCUGUGAAAAUCUUCAGUGCCUCAAACCGUCAGAACUACAUCAAUGAAAGAGACAUAUACAGGCUCCCGCUGAUGGAGCAUGAGAACAUAGCACGCUUCAUAGUUGGCGAGGAAAGAAUAUCGAGUGAUGGCAGAACAGAGUAUAUGCUGGUGAUGGAGUACUAUCCCAAUGGCUCGUUAUGCAAGUACCUGAGUCUACACAGCAAUGAUUGGGUUAGUUCCUGUAGGCUGGCACAUUCCAUCACCAAGGGCCUUGCUUACCUUCACACAGAACUGCUACGAGCUGAUCAGUAUAAGUCAGCCAUUACACAUCGGGACCUCAACAGCAGGAAUGUGCUGGUGAAGAAUGAUGGCACUUGUGCCAUCAGUGACUUUGGCCUUUCCAUGAAAUUGACUGGUAAUCGACUGGUUCGACCUGGGGAGGAGGAUACUGCAGCCAUCAGUGAGGUUGGCACAAUCCGUUACAUGGCACCUGAAGUGCUAGAGGGAGCUGUAAACCUGCGAGACUGUGCCUCUGCUCUCAAGCAGGUGGAUAUGUAUGCACUAGGCCUCAUCUACUGGGAAAUAUUUAUGAAGUGCACAGAUCUUUUCCCAGGAGAGUCAGUGCCUGAAUACCAGAUGGCUUUCCAGGCAGAGGUGGGGAACCAUCCUACUUUCGAGGAUAUGCAGCAUUUGGUCUCUCGGGAGAAGCAGCGACCCAAAUUUCCUGAAGCUUGGAAAGAGAACAGCCUGGCUGUUCGGUCACUGAAGGAAACAAUGGAUGACUGCUGGGACCAGGAUGCAGAGGCUCGGCUCACAGCUCAGUGUGCAGAAGAGAGAAUGGCAGAGCUAAUGGUUAUGUGGGAUCGAAACAAGUCUGUGAGUCCAACCGUCAAUCCUAUGUCACAGUUUACAACAACAGCUAUGCAGAAUGAACGAAACCUUUCACACAGUCGGCGAGUGCCAAAGAUGGGACCCUACCCCGAUUAUUCCUCUUCCUCAUACAUUGAAGAUUCCCUUCACCAUUCUGAAGGCAUGGUAAAAAACAUCUCCACAGACAACUCCACAUCUGGAACCCCAUCGACUGCCAGUGAGAAGAACCGUAACUCUAUCAAUUAUGAAAGGCAGCAGGCUCAGGCUCGUAUCCCUAGCCCGGAAACUAGUGUCACUAGUUUGUCAGCAACAACCACCACCACAAAUACUGCAGGCCUCACUCCUAGCACUGCCAUGUCCACCAUAUCAGAGACGCAAUACUCCGAGGACACUAACACACAAGCAGCAAAUUUGCUGUCAUCCCUGGGCCCCACCCCAGUGUGUCUGCAGCUGACUGAAGAAGACCUUGAGACCAACAAGCUAGAUCCUAAGGAGGUGGACAAGAACCUCAAGGAGAGUUCAGAUGAAAACUUGAUGGAGCACUCCCUGAAGCAGUUUAGCGGGCCAGAUCCUCUUAGCGGAAGCAACCCCAGUUUAUUGUACCCUCUAAUAAAGCUGGCAGCUGAAGUAACCGGGCACCAGGAUUUCUCACAGCCGAGCACCAGUCAGGUCUGCUUGAUCCCUGACAUCCCAGCCACUCAAAUGUACCCCCUACCCAAGCAACAGAACAUCCCCAAGAGACCUACUAGCCUUCCUCUCAACACCAAAAAUGUGUCAAAGGAAUCGCGGCUGAAGUUUGGCGGUAAGCACAAGUCCAAUCUCAAGCAGGUGGAGACUGGGGUGGCAAAAAUGAAUACCAUAAAUGCAGGUGAGCCCCAAGUAGUAACUGUCACAGCGAAUGGCAUCGCUGGAAGAUGCCAUGCAGGGAACCCACAUCCAGUGGUCAAGCAAUAUGUUAACGGCUCAGUGUCCAGUCCUCAGACGUCCAAUUCAUCAAGUCACCGGAGCCACGAGAUCCUCCAGUCCCAGUUUAGUGGCGACGACAGCAGAGUGAACAUAAACUCCAGCCCAGAUGAGCAUGAGCCACUCCUGAGGAGGGAGCAACAGGCCACACGUGAUGACAUUAUUGUCGAACGGCUAAUGGACAGGAGAGACCGACCACUUGAUCAGGGGAGGACAAACUCCAACAAUAAUAACAGCAAUCAGUGCACUGUGGCAGAGGGAGCACUGACCGACAGCCAGGAUCACCAAAUGGUGCCAGUAGCACGGCGACAAGGGAGGAGAGCUGAGCGGCCAAACUCGCUCGAUCUUUCAUCAGCCAAUGUUUUGGACAGCUGUAGUAUACAAUGUGAGACGACGCAGGAGAAUAAGCAAGCCUCCUCUGGAGACAAGAUCAAAAAGCGAGUUAAAACUCCGUAUUCCCUAAAGAGAUGGCGACCUUCUACGUGGGUCAUUUCAACAGAACCCAUUGAUGGUGAGGUCAACAACAACAGUGGUGCAGUGGGGCGCUCAAAAUCCAGCACCACCGUUUACCUAGUCGAGGGUGGCAGCGGGGUCACUGCCACAGCAACAGUUGGCAGAGAAACAGGAGUGAACUGCCUGUGAAUCCUUGACUUUUACUUUAUACUUAGUAAUGAAAAAGAGAGAAGAAACAAAUCUGAAGGGACAGCUAUUCCACCCUUGACUCCCCACCCGACUGCCCUUUCCCCAAUCAAGACUUGCUUUAGAGAUCAGCUAUGCAGCAGAAGCUUAGAAUAUUUAAUAUUUGAGAGCUUUUUUUGUUUGUUAUUUUGCCUUUUGUCGCACUUUUUUUGAAAAGGAAACGUGUUAAUCUUUAAGUGAUGCCUAUCCAGAGGCAUGCACUGUGUCUUACGGGGGUUUCGAUAAAGUAAGCAGCACACAACUUGGUCAAUGCUCAUUAGCAGUCAGCUGCCCCUCUUGCUGUGAGCAUAUAAGUGGUUCCUCAAGGCAUAUUUAACUAAUGCAGAACAAUGUGGCAAACUUGUUUUCUUUUGUCUUUCCUUUGAUGCCAUUUCCACAGCUAUUCUGAUUCUGUCACUGGAUUAUGAAACAUAUAAUACCCUUUUUUUUUAAGAAAACAUGUUGGAAUGUGCAAUAGGCUUAGCUUAGUAAUGCUUUUGAAAAAAGAUAAUUAUUAUUUAAAACUUGCGUCUCUGUAUAUCACUAAAGGUUGCUGGUAGUGCAUGGGCUGGUGGUGAUCUUAUUUCUCUUCGCUCUCCCUCCCCUAAUCCCCAUUUCUGCUGGAAACCUUUGCUGGUACAGCAUGCGUGGUCCCCAGUGUGGAAAAAUGGUGGCACAUAUCUCCCUUCCGUGUUUGUAAAAUUCCCAUUAGCCUUUCAGCUGUUAGGUAUCUGACCCAUCAGUACAUGGCUAAUAAUAAUGGGUCAUGCACUUAAACUCAAAACAAGGACGUAAAAUCCCGUACUAAAGUUGUGUUUGAUAAUGGUGCUACAUCUCUUUUGAAGCUUUAGUGCUGGACACAUUCCCUCAGCACCAAUUUUAUUUUGCGCCAUCUUCUCAUGCCUUAUUGAGAGGGUUGAUCUGGCAAACUGGGCGAUGUGCUAAGUUAGAUGCUAGUGUUUCUUCUCUGGUGCAUGGGAGCAAAUCCAGUUCUGGAUCUCCUCUUCUAAUUUUCCCAAGAAGUCAGUCUCUUUCAAUACAGUUCAUAGUUGUCUUGGACUUACUGUACAAAAUUGUCCCUAAUUGACACUAAACUUAAAACCUCACAAAGGGCCAUAUUGUGACUGAUGUGGAACCCAGGAAAAAGUCUCUGUUGUAGUAGGGGCAUGUUGCAACUGUGUCACGCACUUAGAACAGAGAGGAGAGGAGAGUAGGUUAAAGCUUAGUCUAUAUCUAAGGCAUACUGUGCCUGCCUUGGAGCACUUGAAAGGUCAGUGUAGGUCAGUGUGUUUUCCCCAUACCUUUGUGGACCUUAUGAGCAUUUAGUCCUGACAAUGGGUGCCCGGAGUGGAAAACGUUCCUUUUGUACAGCACUCAGUCCUUGCCUUGAAAAGUUCACUGAGUUCAUAAAAAUUGUUUUUUAAAAGAUGGUGACAUUCAGCUGGCCUAAUUCAAGAUCAAAGUUUAAAGGGAACUUGCUGCUUUCAGUUCUGCUGAGCUACAGCCUACACUACACCCUUAUACCUUUGGUUUUUACAAAAAAGAGGGAAGGGGGAAAGACUCUUUCCUUGCUAUGAAAUCUCUGUUUGAAGCUUGCUGUGCUGAUUUAGUUGCUUGCUUUAAACCUUGAUGCUGUGGCUUCUCCGAAUCUAGUUUAGAAUAUCACUGACCAUUUGGUUGUGUUGCGUCAGUGAUGGACUGGAGCAUGGAGAGAGGAGUUGAUAAAAUUGUGGGUUAGAGUGAAACACUAGUUUGCAUUCAUUUCAAAGUUGGUUUGUCAGAAUUGGGUUAGGAUUGUAUGGGCUGCAGAAUAGUCUGCACAUUUGGUUUGGUUCCAGUGGAGUCUGUUAGCAGGACGGAUAUCUCAUUCCCUCAGUCAGAUGGGGCUGAAUAUAAAUUAAAAGUGAGUUAAAAAUAUUGCCCUAAAUCAUGCUUGGAAUUGCAACUGCUAUUAUGAAGACUUGGAAUACAUUAACUGUACCAGUAUGAAACUGUUGUGAAUUAAAAUACAGUUUACACAUACAGAUGUCAUUCUGUGAUUACCUCACAGGAAGGAAUUUGGUUUGUGCACUGCUCCAUUCAGACCCUGCAGGGCCAGAUUUAAUCUUCAAGUUUGAGCUUAGCCCUCUGAUCUCAGAUGAUGCAGCAGUUUGACUGCUGGGAUUGAAUUCCCCUCUCAACUAGUAUCCCUUAAUACCGGGCUUAACUCAUUGUUAAUGGACUUCAUGGAGAAGUAGUACUUGCUGAUUUGCUAUGCAAAGAAUAUUCCCUAGAUUGCAACACCAAAUGUUAGGAGAGGUGGGGGGGGGGCAACAAGGGAGAAGGACUAAAUCCCUAAUACAAGUAUUUAUAUUGUGUAUAGUCAUGCCAAGCACUCCUUGAAUUUCUUCGAUUCACAUUCUCUGUGUCAUGUGGGCUAGUAGCAGGGUGAGUCAAAAGAGGGGAAUGUGCCAUUGGUUCGGUGGGUGGGAGUUGUUACUGGCUUGGAUUAUUACCCAUGAUGAAACAUAGCAGUGGCCCAUGUCAAAGGGCUUUUUCUUAACUGAUGUCUUUGGGUGAUGGGCCUUUCAGGCAGGAUUGACAAAAUGAUAACCUACCCCUAGAGUGUCAAGCCAGGUAUUCCAAACUAUCUGCCGUGCAACUUUACUGAUUGUAUGUUGACUGCAGUUAGAAUCCCCAAAGAAGCCUUUUAAUGUUAUGAAUCCUGGAAGUCUGAAAUCUGAAUAGAAAACACUAGAUCUGUUGCCAGUCAAGGGAAAAGACAGAAGAAUGUUUUGAAUUUUGACCCAUUUGCAGUGACAAGAGGGUCUCUUGUCACUACUAACAGACUGCUGUGCAAAGUUAAAAAUCACACAACACCAGAUUAUAGUCCAACAGGUUUACGUGGA
Chiloscyllium plagiosum (whitespotted bambooshark) is the source of this 6207-nucleotide messenger RNA. The record is from RefSeq and is a predicted model, not a curated record. NCBI's taxonomy places the organism in Eukaryota, Metazoa, Chordata, Chondrichthyes, Orectolobiformes, Hemiscylliidae.